Messenger RNA from Opisthocomus hoazin, 1822 nucleotides. It is a transcript of the gene CLUL1, whose product is annotated as clusterin like 1. Gene Ontology annotation, cellular component: nucleus. Lineage: Eukaryota; Metazoa; Chordata; Aves; Opisthocomiformes; Opisthocomidae. Gene Ontology annotation, molecular function: misfolded protein binding. The record is from RefSeq and is a predicted model, not a curated record.
GACGCGGGGAGCAAUUUUGCAGAGGAGGUGUUUCGGUAUUCAUGAAAAAACAUGAAGUCCUCCUGGUUAUUUAUAAUAUAUGUGCUAUGGCUGAAAGGUCAUCAGUGUGCACCAACAAGGCAGGAGGAAAUGAAUCUCCGGGAAAACCUGAAACUAUUAUCUGAAGUUGGAGAGAAGUAUGUAGAUGAAGAGGUAAAGAAAGCUUUGAUUGGCAUUAAGCAGAUGAAAAUCAUGAUGGAAAGAAAUGAAGACAAGCACGUAGAUCUGAUGAAAACCUUGAAGAAGAGCAGUGAAGAAAAACAGCAAGCCUUGCGACUCAUGGACGAAGUAAAGGAAAGAUUAGAAGAAGAAGAAAGACAAUGUCAAGUAUCCUUGAAAAAUUUGUGGGAUGAAUGUGAAUCUUGUUUAGAAAGUACCUGCAUGAGAUAUUAUACAACUUGCAAACAUGGUUUGUCAACAUUUAGAAGAAAGGUCGAAGAUUUUUUGAGGAAAAUACCUCCACUCAUUUUUACUUUUCAUGAGGAUCAAGGAAAAGACAUCCAGUUUAAUGAAAAGCCUGAGAAAGAGGAUACCCAGCUAGCAAAAAUGGAAGACUUGUUUAGCAAACUAUUAUCAGACAUGGGCUCAAUAUUUGACAGAAGUUUCAUUUUUUUCAAGCAGAUGCAAAAAGAAUUUGACCAGUCUUUUCAGAUGUAUUUCAUGUCUGAUCUGAACUUGAAUGAGUUCCCCAGUAUGCCAGCUCUACCUGAGGACACCACCAGAAAUGACGGCUCACAGAAAGGCUGGGGUAUACCUGGCUUCUUACAGACAGUUUUUGAUUUCAGUAAGACGGUGUUUGAAGGUGUCAGUGAGGUGAUUACCGAAGUAUUUGACGAAUACAGAGAUAAUAGAAGAGAUGUGCCAGAACAAACCAAAGAUCCUGACAGAAGUGGCAUGUUCUCAAAAAUUGUGUCAGGGCGCCGCAGGCCGCUGUGCAGGGAGCUUCGGGAGAACUCCUCUGGAUGCCUGCAGUAUCAUGAGAGAUGCCAGCAAUGUCAAGACAAUCUUUUGCAUGAUUGCCCAAACGUUCCCGAACUGCACAUCAAGUUUGAUGAAGCCUUUAAGCUGGUUAAUCUCUCGGGGGAGCAGUAUGAGCAGAUUCUGCAGGUGGUUCAGCGUCAUACAGAAGACACUUCCUACUUGUUGAACAAAAUGAAAGAAAGAUUUGGGUGGGUGUCUGAGUUAUCCAACGCGACCAUUGGACCAGAAAACAUUUUCAAUAUAGUUAAGGUGGUACCUGGGGAUGCCUCCAGUAAAAAUGAAACCAUGGUAGACGUGAAUAUUCUGACUUCACCUACUUUCACCAUUAAAGUUCCUCCCAGCUUAGACCCAAAGAGUGCUGAAUUCAUCGAAUACAUAGCUGGGAAAGCACUGCAACUAUAUAAGCAGAAUUUUUAAGUGGAAAGAAGAAGGGUGAAAUCUUUCUUCCUGAAAUCCAGUAUACACUCCUUAGAUGAAAUACCCCUAAGCUCAAUGUACAGCUAAUUGUUAAAUGACUGUGGUUAAAACAGAUGCAUAUAAAUAAAAUUUCGCUUAGUAAAUAUUGUGACAUACGAGCUAGCAAAUGAAAACUGCAGAAAACUUUUAAUUAAAAACCAAAUUCAAAUCCAUUUUAAUGUUAAUUUAUUUAAAUAAAAUAUUAUUUAUGUUGUAAAUUAGGUAAUCUUGCUAACCAGGUUAUGCAAAGAUUUAAGGAAAUAGUCAGCUGUAAGCAUACAAAGAAUUCCUAUCUGCCCACUUAAAUUGAAGCACAUUCUUAAGCCUUUUCAAGCUUGGUCCCUAC